Molecule: messenger RNA, 1089 nt
Organism: Colletotrichum truncatum
Lineage: Eukaryota; Fungi; Ascomycota; Sordariomycetes; Glomerellales; Glomerellaceae
Source: RefSeq, a predicted model, not a curated record
AUGAAUACAGAGGACGAAAACCUCGGGCCUCUGGUCCGGCUGUGGGGCAUCCGGACGGAGCAGCUCCCGCCGCCAAGAGCCACUGCCGCCGACUUGGCGCCGUUCCUCAUCGCCGUACUGCAGGAAGCGGUCCCCUUCAUUGACGCCGUUGCACCCAAGGACGGCACUUCGCGACCGAGCGAGUGGAAGGCCAAGGGGGCAAAGUCAUAUCCCGAAUCGACGGCACAGGUUGAGCUGUAUGAGCGCAUCAUUGCUUCAGCUGAGCUCGAAAAGGAGGCGGCGCGGAACCAACUGCCAAACGCCUCCAUCACCGCUGAAACAUGGGCUUGUAGGCGCAGUAUACACAAGGACAGGCCAAGCAAAGGAACGGCGGCGUGGGAGGAGUUUGUCAAGUGCUUCAAGGAUGACCAUGUUGAAGCCGAGAAGGCAUUCACACCGAACGUGAUACAGACUAGGGAGGCGCUGACAUGGGAUUGCACUGGUGUUACAGUGGAAGAGGGUGGUCUAGUAUGGUGUGAUUUCAAGGUGGCCGUGUCCGAGAUCAAGCACAAGCUCGGGAUGCCGCUCAAGAAUCGUGUAUUUCCCGAGUUGAUCCUCUCAGCGAAGGCGAAGGAUAUCGAUGAGUUCAUCGUCGUAUCUAUCCCAAUAUCGGACCUGUCAUCUUCAGACUACGGCGGCCUAGUCAAUGAGAAGGGAGUUGUGGUGGCCGCCUACGCCAGUGUCGAGAGGAUUAGAAGGUUGCCCACGGGUGCGAUCGAAUGGAUCAUGUCCACUGCGUCAGACGCAAAGGGCAUCUUGCCUGUCUGGAUACAGGCGAAGGCUGUCCUCGGGGUUGUUGCCAAGGAUGUUGCGCUCUUCCUGGGAUGGAUCGCCGAGGAGCGCGAGAAAGGUACGAGUGUGGGCAAGUGGACUGCAGUCAAAGGAAACAGGGGAACCGAGAUUCCCGAUCGCAGGGCUUCAGCGGCUUUGGAAGAUGGGGAAUCUUCCUCACAAGGAAGAAGUUCCAGGCAAGGGGUACCGUUGAGAAAAGAGCCCGCCGUUGGCAUGAAUGGUACGAGAGCAGGGACUAACGGGCAGGCACACGCCUAG